This is a messenger RNA of Terrapene triunguis (Three-toed box turtle), 4654 nucleotides long. RefSeq names its product tetratricopeptide repeat domain 39C (gene TTC39C). Gene Ontology annotation, molecular function: protein binding. Gene Ontology annotation, biological process: otolith morphogenesis; cilium assembly. The record is from RefSeq and is a predicted model, not a curated record. Bases 151 to 1719 code for a protein of 522 amino acids. The transcript has 14 exons. NCBI's taxonomy places the organism in Eukaryota, Metazoa, Chordata, Testudines, Emydidae.
CAGCAGCCGCUGCCGCCGCUGGAGGACGAGGAGUCGCCGCUGCCCAUCGAGGACGCGGAGCUGGCGCUGGCCGGGAUCAACCUGCUGCUGAACAACGGCUUCCGCGAGUCCGACCAGCUCUUCAGGAAAUACCGAAACCACAGUCCAUUAAUGAGUUUUGGGGCCAGUUUUGUCAGUUUUCUGAAUGCCAUGAUGACAUUUGAAGAAGAGAAAAUGCAGUUGGCUUGUGAUGAUUUAAAAGCCACAGAAAAACUGUGUGAGAGUGAAGAAGCAGGAGUUAUAGAAACAAUCAAGAAUAAAAUUAAAAGAAAUGCUGAUGGCAGAAAAUCUGCACCAUCCAUGAUGGAUCGACUACAGAGACAGAUAAUUGUAGCAGACUGUCAAGUUUACCUGGCUGUGCUUUGUUUUGUAAAACAGGAAUUGUCAGCAUACAUAAAAGGUGGGUGGAUCCUUCGAAAAGCCUGGAAAAUUUACAAUAAAUGCUACGUGGACAUUAAUACACUUCAGGAAGUAUAUCAAAAGAAGAUAACUCAGGAAUCCUUGACUUCUGAUGCUGCAAAUGAUAAUCAUAUUGCUGCAGAAGGUGUAACGGAGGAUUCGCUAAACAGACUGAAAGGUGCUGUUAGCUUUGGAUAUGGACUUUUUCAUCUUUGCAUAUCCAUGGUGCCCCCAAACCUGCUCAAAAUCAUCAACCUGCUGGGUUUUCCUGGAGACCGCCUACAGGGGCUUUCAUCACUGAUGUAUGCAAGUGAAAGUAAGGACAUGAAGGCCCCUUUAGCUACAUUAGCUUUGCUGUGGUACCACACAGUAGUUCGCCCCUUUUUUGCUUUGGAUGGCAGCGAUAACAAGGCAGGACUGAAAGAGGCUAAGGAGAUUCUUCUGAAAAAAGAAGCUGCUUAUCCAAAUUCUUCUUUGUUUAUGUUCUUCAAGGGAAGAAUACAGCGAUUAGAGUGUCAAAUCAACAGUGCCUUGACCUCCUUUCAUACUGCUUUGGAACUUGCAACAGAUCAGAGAGAGAUCCAGCAUGUCUGCCUAUAUGAAAUUGGCUGGUGCAGCAUGAUAGAAAUGAAUUUCAAAGAUGCAUUUGAAUCCUUUGAAAGGCUUAAAAAUGAAUCAAGAUGGUCCCAGUGCUAUUAUGCCUACCUGACAGCAGUGUGUCAAGGAGCCACUGGUGAUGUGGAUGGUGCGCAGAAUGUAUUCAAGGAAGUUCAGAAGCUUUUCAAAAGAAAAAACAAUCAGAUUGAACAAUUCUCAGUCAAAAAGGCAGACAGAUUUAGGAAGCAGACACCAACCAAAGAGCUCUGUGUGCUGGCAUCCAUUGAAGUGUUGUAUUUGUGGAAAGCCCUUCCAAACUGUUCCUUUUCUAACCUACAGCAUAUGAGCCAAGCUUGUCAUGAGGUUGAUGAUUCAUCUUCUGUUGGUUUGAAGAAUUUGCUUCUUGGUUCCAUACAUAAAUGCUUAGGAAAUUCUGAAGAUGCGGUUCAGUUCUUUCAGCGAGCUGUUAAAGAUGAACUGUGCCGUCAAAACAACUUAUACAUUCAGCCAUAUGCUUGCUAUGAACUCGGCUGUCUUUUGUUAGACAAUCCAGAGACUGUGCCAAGAGGCAAAAUCUUACUUCUCCAGGCAAAGGAGGAAUUCACUGGAUAUGAUUUUGAGAACAGAUUGCAUGUCCGCAUACAUGCAGCCUUAGCGUCUCUGAGGGAAGUGGUUCCACAGUGACAGCCAGGAAGUCUUGACAUAUUCUUUCCCACGGUUUCCGCACUUUAAGAUAAAGCAGAGGUUAAGCUUUUGGGAAGAUUGGCUUUUCUUCUGAAAACCACCUGUGCCAGAGACACUUUCCUAGAAUGUUCAGAGUUGGUGUGACGUAGUAAAGUAUUAGUCUUAAUCAUUAAAAACAAAAUAAGUCAGACAGAAAGAGAGGGUUAAGUGAUGUCGUGUUUUAACUCUGUUUAGUUUAAGCCAAGCUGAAAACGUGUAGUCUGAUCGUAGCCUUACCUGCACAAUAAGCACAUAUCUGAUUUACCACAACAUUGGCUCAGUUUUGAUAGGUAUCAUUUACCUGUUUAAAUAUAUCUAAAAGAUGUUUUCUAGGGAGAACAACCUCAUGUUUGAUGAAAAUAAUACAAUAUAAAUAAUUGUUGAAAAUUGUAAGUUUGCAGAGAUGGACAGAACUUUUUUUUUCCUUCAAAAGCCAACAAAAAGGGCACAAAAGAAGAAAAUUGUUCAGCCAGGAUAAUAGCCAGUCUGCUUAUUAUAUUUACUGGGUUAAUCCAAUGUCUUGAUGAUGCAUAUUGUGUGUAUAUUUUAGAAAACUUCCACCCAUAUUUGUGAUAAAUUUAUGAAAAUAUUUAGGUUCUCUGCUUCUGGUAUGUUCGACAGAUAUUUUGUUUUUGACAUUUAGUUACUGUAUGGGUCAUUUUAGUUUUGUUCUUAAUGUUCUACACGGUGCAUUGGCCUGCUAGGCUAGAUGUUCCAAAGUUUAGCAAAUUCUUUUCCACUUAGGUUGCUAAAUAUUGUAAGAUAAGGCAGUAACCUUAAAAAGUAAUUUUUAAAACCCCUUAUUUUUAAGUAAGGUUGUCUUACUGAAUAGUAUCACUUCCCUUACUUCCAUAUAUGGUACUCUAAACCUCAGAUGUUUAAAGUAUUCAUGUACCUCAGUCAGCUUAAGAAUAUUUGCCACAACCAUAUAACUUGAAAAACAUGGCCAAACGUGUAGUAAUACUGUAAUCUGUUUACCUGACAAUCAGUAAUAUUCACUGUCUUUUUAUGUUGUUACAUUCUUUUUAGUAUAAUAUUUUAUGGAGAUAUACAUUUUACUUACAAAAAAUGUGAAACCUGGCCAGAAUGGUAGUAAAUUCUGUUGCUUUGCAUAACGGAUGACUGGAUUUCCUUGGAAAUGGUUAGCAUAAAGCCUUAUCUUUGCUCCAGCCAGGUUGCUUUAAAUGUUUCCCUAGCUCAAUUUCUUUCUCUCUCUCUAAUUUUAUCUCUGCAGAAUGUUUCCAAAAUGUAGUAUUUUGCCCACAUCUAACCUGCACUGGUUUGCUUCAGGAGUUGUAUCUCAAAUGAGACCUGAUAUGGAGGGGGGGAAAGUAAUGCUGUAUAUUCACUAGGCAGGGAGAAAAGAUUAGGAUAACAAUCUUUGCUUUCUAACUAGAAAUACAGAAUUCCCACCAUUAGGGAUUUGCUUAGGAGCAGUCCAAUCUCCCCUUUUUAUUGCAGUCCAAGAUGAGGAGAAAGACUUUGUGAAUCCUAGAGGCUAUAAUGUAGCUUUAUUGUUUUAUGAUCUAGUUACAGUCCAUGUAGUUAACAUGUUUCUCCUUAGGUUUGAUUCAGUAAUACUGAGUCACAAAAUUCUGGCUUUUGUGGAGUUCAAUCCUUAUUUGAAUUGGUCAAUUCAAACAAGUAUUGGAUAGAAACAUUAUACUGUAUAUUACUUAGAACCCUGAUUGUGGUUUAAAAGUGAGCUUAAUAUACCUGACUUCUUUUUAUUUCUGACUUUUUUUGUUUCUUAACCAAGAAUAUAGUCCGCUCUGGAUAAGUAGCAAAUAGGCAACUUUACAUUACCCACAGAUUUCCUGUAGUACACCAUUUGAACUGAAUGCAAGAACAUACUGUCCAGGACACACAACUCCUGCAUUCACUUUGUGUUGAGAUGUGAAGGGUCCAAAUACCCCAGAUGAAUAGUAGACACAUUGUGAAAGUAGGCUUACCAAAUGGCCUACUCCUCUUACCAGGUCUGUUGAGUUGGAGUGGCAUGGAAACAGACUUGUCUCACUAUGUACUCAUACAACACCUCAGCUCUGUGCAAGUUUUAGUUUCUCCAUGAAGUCCAGAAAAUCAUCACUGAAGUGGAACUGUUUCUGUAUUUUUCUCCCCUCAUAGGAGAAUCUCCUUAUUUGUAAAUGUCAGUUAUUUUUUAUAUUAGAUUAUGCCUGUGAUGAGAACAAUCUCAACUGUAUUUUACAUAACUUGAAUAAGUUUUUAUACUUUAGAGCUCGGAGGCAUGGUCUAAUUGCAAUAAUGCAAUAUGCAUCUUCCUGGUGAAUAUGUUUAAGAUUUUAUCUUCAUUGGGUCAGGUAUUUUUUGGUUGUUGACACAGUUUUUAUCUCAUUAUGACUCAUUUCAAGUAAAUAACUAGAAUUUUUAGAUAUCACCAAAAAUAAGAAUAUUUAUUGUGGUGUACUGUACAUGUCAUUAAUUUACAGAAAUUGCACUUUUAUAUUUCUGCUGAGUAAAAUUAAAAGAAAACAUGGACCAGAUUGUUCUCUUGCUCUUUAAAAUUACCAUUAGUCAGUGGCUUCCCGAAUACAAAGAUGCCAAGUAUUCAUAAACUUCCUGGUUGUUAGUGAAUUGUCUAACAGCAGUUACCUCAAUUUCUGUUCUUCCAGCAUGGUUUUAGUCUUCUGGUUUAGAAAAUGGGUUACAUAUUGAGCUCAGUCAUGGCAUGGACAUGAAGAUUUGACACUCAUUGUAAAGACCUUAAUUUUAUUCCCCCAAAAAAUCUGUACCCACAGUAUUUCUCCAUUUUCCAAAAAUGUCUCCAGUUUUCUGUCAAACGAGCAUAUUAAUUGCUUAUUUUGCUAACUUGAGAUGCUAGUUUUGUAUUCUGGCCAUGUUUGGUUCUUAAAUAAAAUUCCCAAAGCCUUGUAUUGAA